Molecule: messenger RNA, 1780 nt
Organism: Camelina sativa (false flax)
Lineage: Eukaryota; Viridiplantae; Streptophyta; Magnoliopsida; Brassicales; Brassicaceae
Product: putative receptor-like protein kinase At5g24010
Biological process (GO): protein phosphorylation
Molecular function (GO): transmembrane receptor protein tyrosine kinase activity
Source: RefSeq, a predicted model, not a curated record
AUGACGCGUUGACUUCUCUUUCUUGUUUUCAUUUCAUUACAAUUUGGAUUUUUAUUGUCUGAUCUGUGCAAAAAUCGAAUUGGACUGCAAUGGCGAUCCUCUACUCAAGGAUCGUAUCCCUUCUCUUUGUCUUCCUCCUAUCUUCUUCUUCUUCUUCUGUAUUUGCCUCUUCUUUCUCUCCUUCCGAUGAGUACCUCGUCAACUGUGGUUCCGACGUUGACUACACCGUCGUCGACAACCGCCGCUUCGUCGGAGACGCCGCAAACGCGAAGUUCUUCUCAUCCGAAGAUUCAAUCGCUCUUCGAGAAGGAUCUCCGAACGUCCCACAGAUCUACAGAACCGCUAGGAUUUUCGCGCGACAGGGGAAAUACAAGUUCAAUGUCAACGAGGAAGGCACUCAUAUGGUACGUCUCCAUUUCAAUCGUCUCAAUUCCUCUAAGAUCAAUCUCGAUGACGCUCUGUUUCACGUUACCGUCAACGGUCAUGUCGUGCUUAGCAAUUUUAGCGGCGAUGAGUCUAGGGUGGUUAGAGAAUUCUUGAUUUGGGUCCAUGUUGGUGAGCUCGUUAUCAGGUUCGUUCCUAGUAAAGAUUCGAAAUUCGCAUUCGUUAACGCCAUCGAAGUUAUAUCUGCGCCUAAGGAUUUGAUUGCUGACGUUGCGACCUCUGUAUCUCGUGAUGGAACUGAGAGGUUCAAUGGUUUAGCUAAGCAGGCUAUGGAAGUUGUGUACAGAAUCAAUGUUGGUGGUAGAAAAGUUACUCCUUUUAAUGACACGUUGUGGAGGACUUGGCUUCCUGAUGAUGGUUUCUUCAAAACCAAAACCGCUGAUGGGUCUUCUUCUGAGAAAGCUUACUUCACCGGUAGGAUUAAGUAUAGGCCUGGAGGGGCGAGCCGCGAGGUUGGACCUGAUAACGUCUACAACACUGCCCGUGUGGGUAAAAGAAGCAACGGGUUGGUUGAUAUGAGUUGGGAUUUCCCAGUGAGUGCGGGUGGUGGUUACAAGUAUCUCAUUCGGAUGCAUUUCUGUGACAUAGCUAGCAAAUCACUCGGCAGGCUCUAUUUCAAUAUUUACAUUAACGGGAACUUGGCCUACCAAGAUUUCGAUAUCUCAUAUGCUGCGAAUGAUGUCCUUGCUUCUCCGUAUUACAUUGAUUUCGUUGUUGUUCCUACUACUGCUGAUUACAACAAUAACAAAAACAGCCAUUCAGGAUCGUCGAUAACAGUAAGUGUUGGACCAUCAAACAAGACUAGUGUUGAUGAACAAGGAGUUGAUGCGAUAUUGAACGGUGUUGAGAUCAUGAAGAUGAAUAACUCAAUGGGUAGUCUUGAUGGGUAUGUUUCAGCAGAUAUGAUUCUGAGUACUUGCCCGAAUAGAAGAAACGUAAGCAUAUUUAUCGCAAUGUUGGCGUUUAUGUGUAUAUUUAUGAGCUUCUACAUUGUGGCUCGAAGGAAGAAAGCUAGAGAUGACUAUGGCUGGACUAAGCUGUCCAUGGACGUCCUUGAAGAUAAUCCCAAGUCCGGGAAUCAAUUGAUAGCAAGAAAGGCUUGAAGAUGCUUUUGCUUGUUGAAUAUAUUAACAAUGGACACUUUUUCCUUGAAGUAUUUUCUACUUUGACACGAUGGAAUAAUCUUCUUUUUUUUUUUUUUCUUAAUUAGGUUUGUAAUGUUUCACAAUGGUGUUAAAAUGUGUUGGUUAUACAUAUGUAACUGAUUUAUUUUGUUCAAUGUAUAUGGAGAGACUCGAUGCAAUUUUCGAAAUGGAAAUGUUUUUAUUUAUGUUCA